Penicillium maclennaniae is the source of this 714-nucleotide messenger RNA. Its product is annotated as putative cell wall protein. The transcript is spliced from 2 exons. NCBI's taxonomy places the organism in Eukaryota, Fungi, Ascomycota, Eurotiomycetes, Eurotiales, Aspergillaceae. The record is from RefSeq and is a predicted model, not a curated record. Bases 1 to 714 code for a protein of 237 amino acids.
AUGCCUUCCCACACUUUCUCCAUCUCGGCCGCUCUGUGCCUCGCUCUGGCCAUUGGCCCUGCUUCCGUCUUCGCUGCUCCUCAGCUUAACGGGCUUCCUCUUCUUGGUGGUGCGCCCACUGGCGCUGCUCCUACCAAUGGCAAUAGUGAGCAGGAUGCUGGCGCUGGCUUCGAUGUCGGUAUCCCUGGUGGCCCUGGAGUCCACUAUGGCGCUGGCGUCCACAACGAGCACCAUGGUCCCUGCGGCCCUGGCCCUAGCGGCGAGCACGAUGCAGGUGCCGGCUACGAUGUUGGCAUUCCCGGUGGUCCUGGGGUCCGAUAUGGCGCUGGGAUUCACGAUGAGCACCAGGCUGUUCCCUGCCCCGAGCCCAUCGCCGAGCCUACUACUACCACCUACGUUCCGGUGAUCCUCCCGCCUACCUAUACCACCCCCAUCGUCAUUCCCACCACCACUGUGGCUCCCGUCUACAUGCCUCCCACUGCGGCCCCGGCUCCCACUGUCGCUCCCACCGUCGCUCCCAUUGCCGCUCCUGUUUCCGCUCCCGCCUAUUCGAAGCCUCUGAUCCCUCACCCCAUGCCUACGCCCACUGCUUCCGUUGUGCCUUCCGCCAAGCCUGAGCCCUCCACCAUGCCAGUCUUCAAUGCCGGCUCAGCCCUGGCCCCGAGCUCUCUCGUGGCCUUUGCUCUUCCUAUCAUGCUCGGCAUUUUUUACUAA